Messenger RNA from Salpingoeca rosetta, 240 nucleotides. RefSeq lists its product as uncharacterized. The record is from RefSeq and is a predicted model, not a curated record. The transcript is spliced from 2 exons. Bases 1 to 240 code for a protein of 79 amino acids. NCBI's taxonomy places the organism in Eukaryota, Choanoflagellata, Craspedida, Salpingoecidae.
AUGUCAUGGCCACCAUCGUCAUCGCUGAUGGAGCAGAAAGAGGAGAUGAAGAGGGAAGAGUGGUGGGCACGGGCCGUGUCCUUCCUUGUCUUCAUCCGUGCAGCCCCAAACACGGUGCACAGCGCACACGCACACGCCCGGCCAUCAUCACAGCAGCCACCAGCAGCAGCGAGCCAGCCUGCCCUGCGUGCCUCUGCACAUCGCAUGGGGAAGGCUGAUGAUGAUGAUGACACAGAGUAG